AUGACACGGUUGUUUAGCUUUACACUAGUUUCGAAGACUCGAAAGUUGUUAUUAUGAAAGGUUUUGUUCGGAAAUAGAGCGUAAAAUCAAAACAUUACACGAUCAUGUGCUCUAGAAGGUUUCUGCCUACGCUUGGGCUUUCAGUAGUUCUGUGCUGUGUAGCGUUCGGAGGAUAUUACUCGUUUCUUAAAGCCACUAUUGAUGGUGGCUAUACGGAGUGGUCUGUGUGGAGUAACUGCUCGAAAGACUGCGGGGAGGGAUUUCAAACACGAUAUCGAAACUGUGCACAACCACCGCCUGGGAGAUACGGCAAAGACUGUUAUCGUUUCGGCCCAAACAAUGACAAAAAGCCUUGCUUCUUGAAAAUAUGUCCCAUCGACGGAAAAUUCAGCGAGUGGAGCAGCUUUUCUGCAUGCGACAGAUCGUGUGGCGGAGGAAAGCAAUUUAGAACUAGGCAAUGCAACAAUCCACCUGCGGUUUUCGAAGGGAAGCCUUGUGAGGGACCAUCGCGGCAAGAACAACCCUGUAAUACUCAUGAGUGUCCUAUUGAUGGCGGUUACACGCAGUGGAGUGAGUACGGGCCGUGCUCUGUAACGUGUGGAGAGGGAGUUAAGACCAGAAGGAGGACAUGUUCAAACCCGCCGCCGAGCAAAGGUGGAAAACCUUGCACGGAUCCAGCAGAGGAAUAUACCCAAUGCGGCGGUCCGUGUCCUGUUGAUGGUGGUUACACGGAGUGGACCGAAUACGGACCAUGUUCCGUAACGUGUGGCAAAGGAACUAGGAUCAGAACGAGGACAUGUACAAAUCCAAGGCCAAGCGAUGGCGGAAAAUCCUGCGAUGAACCCUCCAGCGAAUACAUUGCCUGCGAUGAGGUAGCGUGUCCAGCGAUUCAAAAACCAGAAGAAACACAACGAGGCGAUCAACUCGCACCACAACCUGAUCGACAGGCGCCGGCUUAAUAUCACAAGGACAGAAUCAGUAACACGACUGUAAUUUACUUAUGUCUACAGGUAAAUUAGAAAAAUUAUUAAUGAUUGAUUUUUUAAGUAGUACUGUUCUGAGAGGAACAUCUCGUGACAAUAUUAGCGUGUUGGCAAAUGACACGCUACAAUAAGCAAAUAUCAAGGAUGUAGAACACCUCUCUGAGUCAAAAGAGAUGUUCACAAUUCUUACUCGUAUUGACAGAUUGAUAUUCGAAUGACCAGUUUGCAAAGCGAUGCAGAGUAGCAAAAGGGGAAAAACAAAAUUAAAUUCUAUAAAAUUUAUGCAGAAAUAGGGCUGUUAUUAAUACUUAGUAAAAUGAAUGUAUAUCAAGGAACGGGAGGGUUAUAAAUAUUUAUCAGAGAAUUUUGGUACGGACUCGAAUCGUUAGAGUUUUGCUUUGAAAUUGUGAUUCGAUCAGGAAAAAUCUUUCAUAUCUCACAGAGUAUAGGGAAAAUAACUAGGGAUAGGAAAAAGAAGAA
This is a messenger RNA of Pocillopora verrucosa, 1463 nucleotides long. RefSeq names its product coadhesin-like. The record is from RefSeq and is a predicted model, not a curated record. NCBI's taxonomy places the organism in Eukaryota, Metazoa, Cnidaria, Anthozoa, Scleractinia, Pocilloporidae.